CCUUUACGCACUUUACAAUUACGCCCCAUGGAAAAGAAAAGAAAAGCUUACAGUCUGCACUGAUCGAAAAAAUCUUCUAGCAGCAGUAGUGGAAUCCAUCAGUGCUCUCUCAAACUCAAACUCAAACUCAAACUCAGAAACUCAUCUAGGGAAAGAGCUAACAUCUUUCUUUCUUUAUUUUAAACUGUGCGUUUAGUAGUAUGAUCUAGAAGUUUCUGAUCGAAAGAAAGUGAUAAUGCCAAGACAAAACAGAGGAGGUGGGGUGGAUUUGAUACCUGGAAAGAUCAGAAAGCGAGGCUGCACGUCGUCGGCGUCUUCGUCUUCGUCGAUACUGCAAAACUACAGGUUCAAGAGAGCGAUACUUGUUGGGAAGAGAGGCGGAUCCACUACGCCCGUGCCUACAUGGAGGCUCAUGAGCUCGUCUCGAUCUCCUGCUUCUGCAUUGCGCGGUGCCUUGGACUCGCCCAAACCGAGCGGCCUCAGAACCAAGCAUCAGCAUCAGAACCAAUCGCAGCAGCCGCCGCCGCCGCCCGUCUCGGCGAGGAAGCUGGCGGCGACGCUUUGGGAGAUGAAUGAGAUUCCGUCGCCGAGCCCGAGCGUCAGAGAGAGCUCCGACGAGCGGCGGAUGAGAAGGAAGGAAGCGAUCAGAGGUAGAGAGAGAAUCGCUCGGUCCAUGCACUCCGGCUCUCUGCCGCCGCAUUUGUCCGAUCCGUCUCACAGUCCCGUUUCUGAGAGAAUGGAUCGGUCUGGAACUGGAAGUCGUCGGAGACAAACGCCGUCGAUUUCUCAGAGACUUAGGCUCACGGAUCACCACAACGGCUUCGAUGCUCUCAGCAAUGCUAGUUUAAUGGAGAUUGAAACUAGAUCUCGAGCUCAAACUCCGAGCGCAUGUACAUCGACAGUUGGAGUGAAAACGCGUUUGAAGGAUGUUAGUAAUGCUUUAACCACAUCGAAAGAGCUACUCAAGAUUAUCAAUCGAGUUUGGGGCCAUGAAGAUCGGCCUUCGACUAGUAUGUCGCUUAUCUCGGCCUUACAUGCCGAGUUGGAGAGGGCUAGGUUGCAGGUGAAUCAGCUAAUCCAGGAUCAGAGGUCGGAUCAGAGCGAGAUAAGUUACUUGAUCAAGUGUUUUGCGGAGGAGAAGGCGGCGUGGGAGAGUAAAGAGCAGGAAAUUGUGGAGGCCGCGAUUGAGUCUGUGGCGGGUGAGCUUGAGAUGGAGAGGAAGUUGAGGAGACGGUUGGAGAGCUUGAAUAAGAAGCUCGGGAGGGAAUUGGCGGAGACGAAGGCGUCUCUUGUUAAGGUUGUGAAGGAAUUGGAGAGUGAGAAGAGAGCGAGAGAGAUUGUGGAACAAGUAUGUGAUGAAUUAGCUAGGGAUGUUGGGGAAGAUAAUAUAGCUCAAGUGGAGGAGGAAGUGAAGAAAACUCGUAAAGAGGUUGAGGAGGAGAGGGAGAUGAUGCAAUUAGCUGAUGUUUUGAGAGAGGGGAAAGUUCAAAUGAAACUGGCUGAGGCGAAACAUCAGGUUGAGGAGAAGAAUUCGGCAGUUGAUAAGUUGAGAAAUCAACUCGAAGCUUUUUUGGGGACUAAAAGAGGGAAAGAGAGAGGAGGGCGGAAUUCUGUAAGUCAUCAUCAAAGGAAUGAUGAUGACAUUGCUGCAUUGUUAAGUAGAACUCGCUUUAGUUCCUAUAAUUCAAGUGACGAAAAAGAUGAGGAUGGAGGAGAAGUAGUGGAAGAUGGAGAAGAGUGUGAACAAGUCUCAGCUGAAAGUGAUCUUCAUUCGAUAGAGUUGAAUAUGGACAACCAUAACAAGAGCUAUAAGUGGAAUCAUAAUUCCGGAUUUGGUCAUGAUCCAAGAAUGGCUCAAAUUGAGGAAGAAGAAACCAGAGGAAGGAAGUCUACCUCUGGGAGAGCACCGAGGAGAAGCACUACUUUGCAAAGGAGUAUAUCUGAUGGGGUUGAACUCCAUAAUUCGGAUAGGUUAGAUUGGGGGAGAUUGUUGGAGAUUGAAAAGCAAUCUCAGGGAAAAGGGUAUGCAGAUGAAUUGAUGCAGGGAUAUAAAUCAGUAAAGGGUCUAAGGGACCAAAUGUUGUCUAAUUCUGGGAUGGUUUCCCCCAGAGUUAGUGCUAGUCCAACACGACAAAUGGGGCCGCCUUGGCCUUCCCGUGAUCUUGUCAAUGCAGCUCAGGAGAGAACAGCUAUGGCGCAGGGUGGUUUGAAGUCGAGGCUAGCAGAAACCGGAGGUGUAGGCCACAAUGCAAGGAAAUCCAGGCGGUGAAAAUCACUCUGUUUGUGAACCAAUGCUUUUGCUUGCAUUCUCCACCGGCACUGGACCUAUGACGAUGGAUGCUGAAUGCAGAAGGGACUAGUUUGGAGGAAGCGCUUACUUGCAAAGCCAAUCGGAGAAAACUUAACAGAUGGUGAAAGGUGUCUUUUUGUUGAUUUAAGGUUGCUAUCCCUCAUAGCAGCUCAAGUUGCAGCAAGCUCAGUUUGCAUUAGAAUGUUGUCUGUUUGUAGGAAUAUUUGUGUCUAUAGUUUUUCUUUUUGUAGAAAGUUGUACUAAUUAAGCGAAGUUUCUCUUAAAUACAAAUACUUCUAGUAUUACUGGGACAGAGUAUGCUAGGAGUAUUGUGUACUCGCGGCUAUUUGUAAUAUUUCUCGUCCACCUUGAAGGGUAUCUAUAUCUGACUUUUUUGAAUUAUAUGCUAAAGUUUUAUUA
This is a messenger RNA of Quercus lobata, 2710 nucleotides long. RefSeq lists its product as uncharacterized. The record is from RefSeq and is a predicted model, not a curated record. The coding region runs from base 236 to 2269 and encodes 677 amino acids. Lineage: Eukaryota; Viridiplantae; Streptophyta; Magnoliopsida; Fagales; Fagaceae. The transcript has 3 exons.